CUGCUAAUGCUGCUGUUGCUGCUGCUGUAGCUGCUAGUGUUGACAAGCGGAGCUGUGGCGGUCGUCCGUCCGUCAAAUCGUCAAAAAUCCAGCUGAUGACGAUGGUGUUGGAUUGCUGCUGUUGUUGUUGUUGUUGUUAUUGUUGUUUUAUCGUAACCGUUGUCCAACCGACCGAUGACAAUCAGUCACGCUGCGGUGAAUCUUACACCGGGAAUAACUAACAAAAAAAAAAAAAACCCCCCAAAAAAACCUACUCCUGUCCUCCCCACUUCUUCCAUAUAUCAUUUAUGCCGUCGUAUUAUCCGAUUAGAGCGAUAGAGAGAAGGAGAGAGAAAGAUACUAAGUUAUACCUGGUUUCUAUGGAAAUACCUGUCUGGAGUAACAAUUGAUACAUACGUUCUCUUAUAACAUAUACAAUUAUAUUUCAGUGGAACCGAGAACGACAGGAAGAAAUUGUAUAUAAAAAAAUAACCUUUGGAAUUUAGAUGUGAUGAAGAAUUUACAUUAAAUUUCUUGAACAACAACGAUAUCAGUAAAAAAUAAAAAAAGGGGGGUGGAAAAAACAGAAAAAAAGUAAGCAGUAAGAAGCUCAUUUCUGAGGAUCAUAGCUUCACUUUCUUCGUUAUCUUCCUUUUCACUCUUUGCCCAUCUUUCUUUCUCUUUUAUUUACUCUUCCUUUCGAGUGUUCCUUCUCUAAUCAAAUAUAUUUUCCUGUGAUACUUUACAUUGGCAAAGGUUAUUUGAUUUGAGGGAGCGAAAUUAGUUACAUACAUACUUAAAUAUAUAUAUAUAUAUAUAUAUCAUAUCAUAUCAGUGGAUGUAAAAGCAAGAAAAAUAGGAUUUUCUAAAAGAAAUAUUUCUGAGAAAAGAAUUUCAUGAAUGAACUUUCCCGAGCAUUUUCUAAUCGGAUUUGUCUAUCACUCCAAUAAUUUCUCCAAUAAGAAUAUCCAUCAUAUAUAUAUCGCGAAACGAUUUCUUGUGAACGAAGUCGUUGAAUGUGAAAUCCAUAAACAGAAUUGGAUCGCAACAAAAACAUUUCGAAACUAUAUACCUCGUUUUUGAAAUUACUGUGUUCCUUUUUAUUGCUAGAAUGUACCAAGAAAGGAGAAUGGAGAGAUCUGUUGGAAUGAUAUUAAUCAUUCCGUUCGGAAUAUGCUUUAUACUCUUGUUUUUAGUCUGUUGUUUUGCCGACGAAAUGAAAAAGAUGUGUAUCCUGCCAUCACAAAUUCCGUUGUCAUACCGCAAUACCUCUCCUACCUUCAACACAUCACGUCGCCAAGAAGCAGCUGCCGCACACCAGAACCGCAUUGAUCUCGAAGAUGUCGAAGAACAAGGAUUCGUUGUUGAACAGAACGAAACUGAACAACUGAUAUCCGAAGAACUGCCGAUAGAUUUGGUAGUCCACGGCAAUAACAACAACGGUAGCGAUAGAAAUGACAAUAACAGCAAUAGCAUCAUCAGCUGUCAUCAACAACCGACAGACUUUUGUUGUAGUAACAACAGUUCUGAACAGUAUAUCAGUUAUAAUAACACAGGCCUACGUUUUGGCGAUGGUGGUGAGGAGGCAGAAACUUCUUUAAUUCCAGCGGUUAUAAGGCAGAGCAGUCUACAGCGGAAUCCAGCACAUACAUCUUUUUCAGACAUACGCAACCAAGAUAUGAUAACUUCUGAUCUCAUCUCUUCUCGUUCUGCCGCUGCUGCUGUCAACGCCUCUUCCACUUCCAUCGCCACUUCCAGCAUCAGUACCAUCACCAACGAGGCCACAUCCACUUCCGCUGCUGCGCCUGCGCCUGCGCCGCCUAAACCUCAGCCGAACUCCCACCAAGUAGAAGUUACAGUUUGUGUAAACAACCACUAUCAGCCGACAGACAGUUAGUUACAACGAACAAUGUAAAUUUGACACCAUAUCAUCAUUAUUUAAACGAAUCCAUUUAUCAUUUUACGCAUAACUGACGUCAUUCCGUAAUCAGAGCGCCAUAAUAUCCCUAAUAUGGAAUCACCACCUAAUCAACAACAGUUAUACAAUGAUGACCUUUCUUUAUACGUCUGAGUUAUCUAAAAAAACUCAUUAUUAUUGUUAUUAUUAUUAUUAUUAUUAUUAUUAUUAUUAUUAUUAUUAUUAUUAUGUUGAUGGGGAUGAUGACAAUAAGACAAAAAUACAAAAACAAAAAA
Molecule: messenger RNA, 2172 nt
Organism: Octopus sinensis (East Asian common octopus)
Lineage: Eukaryota; Metazoa; Mollusca; Cephalopoda; Octopoda; Octopodidae
Exons: 2
Coding region: 1091-1876 (261 amino acids)
Source: RefSeq, a predicted model, not a curated record